Messenger RNA from Rattus norvegicus (Norway rat), 2518 nucleotides. It is a transcript of the gene Rasa3, whose product is annotated as RAS p21 protein activator 3. The record is from RefSeq and is marked provisional. Gene Ontology annotation, molecular function: GTPase activator activity. Gene Ontology annotation, biological process: response to stress; intracellular signal transduction; negative regulation of Ras protein signal transduction. Lineage: Eukaryota; Metazoa; Chordata; Mammalia; Rodentia; Muridae.
GUCGACAAGCAGCAUGGCGGUGGAGGAAGAGGGACUGCGGGUCUUCCAGAGCGUGAGGAUCAAGAUUGGUGAAGCCAAGAAUCUCCCUUCCUACCCGGGGCCAAACAAGAUGAGGGACUGCUACUGCACUGUGAACCUGGACCAGGAGGAGGUUUUCCGGACCAAAAUCGUAGAGAAGUCACUCUGCCCCUUUUAUGGAGAGGACUUUUACUGUGAAAUUCCUCGGAGUUUCCGCCACCUGUCCUUUUACAUUUUUGAUAGAGACGUUUUCCGAAGGGAUUCCAUCAUAGGCAAGGUGGCCAUCCAGAAGGAAGACUUGCAAAGGUACCACAACAGGGACACAUGGUUCCAGCUCCAGCAUGUGGAUGCUGACUCAGAGGUGCAGGGCAAGGUCCACCUGGAGCUGAGACUGAGUGAGGUCAUUACAGACACUGGUGUUGUCUGUCACAAACUCGCUGCACGCAUCUUCGAGUGCCAGGGACUCCCCAUUGUGAACGGGCAGUGCGACCCUUACGCCACCGUGACAUUGGCCGGACCCUUCAGGUCUGAAGCGAAGAAAACCAAGGUGAAGAAGAAAACCAACAACCCCCAGUUCGAUGAGGUGUUUUAUUUUGAGGUGACCAGACCCUGCAGCUACAGCAAAAAGUCCCACUUCGACUUCGAGGAGGAGGACGUUGACAAACUUGAAAUCCGAGUUGACCUCUGGAACGCCAGCAACCUGAAGUUUGGGGAUGAGUUUCUCGGGGAGUUGAGGAUCCCUCUCCAUGUGCUGCGAUACGCCAGUUCUUACGAAGCCUGGUACUUCCUCCAGCCCCGAGACAAUGGCAGUAAGAGCGUGAAGCCAGAUGACUUAGGGUCGCUGAGGUUAAAUGUAGUUUACACAGAAGACCACGUCUUCUCCUCUGAGUACUACAGCCCACUACGUGACCUGUUACUGAAGUCUGCGGAUGUGGAGCCUGUCUCAGCUUCAGCAGCGCACAUCCUCGGGGAGGUGUGCAGAGAUAAGCAAGAGGCAGCCAUCCCGCUGGUACGGCUCCUGCUGCACUAUGGCAGGGUAGUGCCCUUCAUCAGUGCCAUCGCUAGCGCAGAGGUGAAGAGGACCCAGGACCCCAAUACCAUCUUCCGAGGAAACUCACUGACCUCUAAGUGCAUAGAUGAGACAAUGAAGCUGGCGGGCAUGCACUAUCUCCACGUGACCCUGAAGCCCACCAUUGAGGAGAUCUGCCAGAGCCAUAAGUCCUGUGAGAUCGACCCUGUGAAACUGAAAGAUGGCGAAAACCUUGAGAACAACAUGGAGAGCCUGAGGCAGUAUGUGGAUCGAAUAUUCAGUGUCAUCACUAAGUCAGGGGUGAGCUGCCCCACCGUCAUGUGUGACAUCUUCUUCUCCCUGCGGGAGGCAGCUGCCAAGCGCUUCCAAGAUGACUUGGAUGUGAGGUACACCGCCGUGAGCAGCUUCAUCUUCCUGAGGUUCUUCGCUCCCGCUAUCCUGUCCCCGAACCUUUUCCAGCUGACGCCCCACCAUACGGAUCCACAGACUUCUAGAACCCUGACGCUUAUCUCAAAGACCAUCCAGACCCUUGGCAGCUUGUCCAAGUCCAAGUCUGCCAGUUUUAAGGAGUCAUACAUGGCGACGUUCUAUGAAUUCUUCAAUGAGCAGAAGUAUGCAGAUGCCGUAAAGAAUUUCCUGGAUUUGAUCUCAUCCUCCGGGAGAAGGGACCCCAAGAGCAUAGAGCAGCCCAUCCUGCUUAAAGAAGGCUUCAUGAUCAAGCGGGCCCAAGGAAGGAAACGCUUUGGAAUGAAGAAUUUCAAGAAGAGGUGGUUUCGCCUCACGAACCACGAGUUCACCUACCAGAAAAGCAAAGGUGAUCAGCCGCUCUGCAACAUCCCCAUCGAGAACAUCUUGGCCGUGGAGAGGUUAGAGGAGGAGUCCUUCCGAAUGAAAAAUAUGUUCCAGGUCAUCCAGCCAGAGCGUGCACUGUACAUCCAGGCCAACAACUGUGUGGAGGCCAAGGACUGGAUUGACAUCCUCACCAAAGUGAGUCAGUGCAACCAGAAGCGGCUCACAGUCUUCCACCCAUCGGCCUACCUGAACGGCCACUGGCUUUGCUGCAGGGCCUCUUCAGACACCGCUAUUGGCUGCACUCCCUGCACUGGUGGGCUCCCAGCAAACAUCCAGCUGGACAUUGAUGGGGACCGUGAAACAGAGCGCAUCUACUCUCUCUUUAACCUGUACAUGGGCAAGUUGGAAAAGAUGCAGGAGGCCUGCGGCAGCAAGUCCGUAUACGAUGGCCCUGAGCAGGAGGAAUACUCAACAUUCAUCAUCGAUGACCCCCAGGAGACGUACAAGACGCUGAAGCAGGUCAUCGCUGGGGUGGGGACCCUUGAGCAGGAGCACGCGCAGUACAGGAGGAACAAGUUCAAGAAGACGAGAUACGGGAGCCAGGAGCACCCUAUUGGAGACAAGAGCUUCCAGAACUACAUCAGGCAGCAGUCUGAGAUCUCAACCCAUUCCAUUUAA